Molecule: messenger RNA, 7378 nt
Organism: Melopsittacus undulatus (budgerigar)
Lineage: Eukaryota; Metazoa; Chordata; Aves; Psittaciformes; Psittaculidae
Gene: NEO1
Product: neogenin 1
Exons: 28
Coding region: 40-4353 (1437 amino acids)
Biological process (GO): cell-cell adhesion; axon guidance; neuron migration
Cellular component (GO): axonal growth cone; plasma membrane; cell surface
Molecular function (GO): protein binding
Source: RefSeq, a predicted model, not a curated record
GCGCUGGGUGCCCGGCUGCCGGGCGCGGGGAGCGGAGCGAUGGCGGCGGGGAGAGCCCGGCGGCUCCUCGGCUCCCUCUGGAUCGCCCUUCUCCUCGGGCAGCCGGACCCGGCCGGCGCCGCCGCUCGGAGCGGCUCCCAGAGCCUCCUCACAGGCUCCCUUGUGAGAACCUUCACUCCUUUUUACUUCCUGGUGGAGCCAACGGAUGUUCUGUCAGUUCGUGGAGCCUCUGUUGUAAUGAACUGCUCAGCUUAUUGUGAAGCCUCCCCAAAAAUUGAAUGGAAGAAAGAUGGAACUUUCCUAAACCUGGUAUCAGAUGACAGGCGCCAGUUGCUGCCAGAUGGAUCUUUAUUAAUAAACAGUGUGGUGCAUUCCAAGCAUAAUAAACCUGAUGAAGGAUAUUAUCAAUGUGUGGCAACUGUGGAAAGCCUGGGGACCAUUGUCAGCAGGACAGCAAAGCUCACCGUAGCAGGCCUUCCCAGGUUCAGCAGCCAGCCAGAAGCCUCGUCUGUCUCUAAAGGAAGCAGUGCAAUCCUGAACUGUGAAGUGAAUGCUGACCUUGCACCAUUUGUGAGGUGGGAGCAGGACAGGCAGCCGGUGCUCCUGGAUGAGCGUGUGUACAAGUUACCGAGCGGAGCUCUCAUCAUCAGCAAUGCUACCGACACGGAUGGAGGCCUCUAUCGCUGCGUCAUUGAGAGCGGGGGGACCCCCAAGUACAGCGAUGAAGCAGAGCUCAAAGUUCUGCCAGAUCCGGAGGAGCCGCAGGACUUGAUGUUUGUGAGACAGCCCUCUUCACUUACAAAGCUUACUGGGCAAAGUGCGGUUUUCCCGUGUGUUGCUGUAGGAUUUCCAGUACCAUAUAUCAGGUGGACAAGAAAUGAAGAAGAGCUUAUCACAGAAGGCUCUGGAAGAUUUCUCCUGCUUGCGGGGGGCAGCCUGGAGAUCAGCGAGAUUACGGAACAGGAUGCUGGGAUCUACACCUGCAUAGCGGACAAUGGAAAUGACACCAUUGAGGCUCAAGCAGAACUUACAGUUCAAGUUCCUCCGGAGUUUCUGAAGCGACCAGCAAAUAUUUAUGCCCAUGAAUCCAUGGACAUUGUCUUUGAGUGUGAGGUGACUGGAAAACCUACUCCAACAGUGAAAUGGGUCAAGAAUGGAGACAUGGUUAUCCCGAGUGACUAUUUCAAAAUCAUUAAAGAACAUAAUCUGCAAGUUUUGGGUCUGGUGAAAUCAGAUGAAGGAUUCUAUCAGUGCAUUGCAGAAAAUGAUGUUGGAAAUGCACAGGCUGGAGCCCAGCUGAUAAUACUUGACCUUGAUGUUGCCAUCCCAACAUUACCUCCCACUUCACUGACCAGUGCCACUAAUGACCAUCUAGCACCAGCGACAACAGGACCGCUGCCUUCAGCCCCGCGGGACGUCGUGGCCACCCUCGUCUCCACUCGCUUCAUCCGGCUGACGUGGCGGACGCCUGUAUCUGACCCUCAAGGAGACAACCUCACUUAUUCAAUCUUCUACACCAAGGAAGGUAUAAACAGGGAACGUGUUGAAAAUACAAGUCAUCCUGGAGAGACACAAGUGAUGAUCCAAAACCUGAUGCCAGAAACAGUUUAUGUGUUUCGAGUUGUGGCUCAAAACAAGCAUGGUCCUGGGGAAAGCUCAGCACCGCUGAAGGUGGCAACUCAGCCUGAAGUUCAGCUUCCUGGUCCAGCACCCAACAUCCGAGCAUCGGCCACUUCCCCCACCUCCGUUACUGUGACCUGGGAAACGCCGCUGUCAGGCAAUGGUGAAAUCCAGAACUACAAACUCUACUACAUGGAGAAGGGGCAGGACACUGAGCAGGAUGUUGAUGUAGCAGGACUCUCCUACACCAUUAAUGGCUUAAAGAAAUACACAGAGUACAGUUUCCGUGUGGUAGCGUACAACAAGCACGGCCCCGGUGUCUCCACCCAGGAUGUUGUUGUGCGAACACUGUCAGAUGUCCCCAGUGCUCCGCCACAGAAUCUGACACUGGAGGUCCGCAAUUCCAAGAGCAUCAUGCUUCACUGGCAGCCUCCUCCUGCAGGGACACACAGUGGGCAAAUCACUGGCUACAAGAUCCGCUACCGUAAGGUGUCCCGCAAGAGCGAUGUAACAGAGAGCAUUGGUGGGACCCAGCUCUAUCAGCUCAUUGAAGGUCUUGAACGAGGCACAGAAUACAGCUUCCGAGUAGCUGCCCUGACUGUCAAUGGUACCGGACCAGCGACCGACUGGGUGUCAGCAGAAACAUUUGAGAGUGAUCUGGACGAAACCCGUGUUCCUGAAGUUCCCAGCUCCCUGCACGUCCGUCCACUUGUCACCAGCAUUGUAGUGAGCUGGACUCCUCCUGAAAACCAGAAUAUUGUGGUGAGAGGCUACGCGAUCGGGUAUGGCAUCGGCAGCCCUCACGCCCAGACCAUCAAGGUGGACUACAAACAGCGAUACUACACUAUCGAAAACCUAGACCCAAGCUCCCACUAUGUCAUAACUCUGAAAGCAUUUAACAACGUUGGGGAAGGGAUCCCUCUCUACGAGAGCGCGGUGACCAGGCCUCACUCAGACACUUCCGAGGUUGAUUUGUUUGUUAUUAAUGCUCCAUACACUCCAGUGCCAGAUCCGUCUCCCAUGAUGCCACCAGUGGGAGUUCAGGCUUCCAUCCUGAGUCAUGACACCAUACGGAUCACUUGGGCAGACAACUCUCUGCCGAAGAACCAGAAGAUCACAGAUGCUCGCUACUACACAGUGCGCUGGAAAACCAAUAUUCCUGCUAAUACCAAGUACAAGACUGCCAAUGCCACCACUUUGAGCUAUUUAGUGACUGGGUUAAAACCAAACACCUUGUAUGAAUUCUCCGUGAUGGUGACUAAAGGGCGAAGAUCAAGUACUUGGAGUAUGACGGCGCAUGGAACAACUUUUGAACUAGUUCCUACUUCUCCUCCCAAAGACGUGACUGUGGUGAGCAAAGAGGGAAAACCUCGGACAAUAAUUGUCAACUGGCAGCCUCCAUCGGAAGCCAACGGCAAAAUCACAGGAUACAUCAUUUACUACAGUACGGAUGUGAACGCUGAAAUACACGAUUGGGUUAUUGAACCAGUCGUGGGAAACAGACUGACCCAUCAGAUACAGGAGCUGACCCUCGACACACCUUAUUACUUCAAAAUUCAGGCCCGCAACUCCAAGGGCAUGGGGCCAAUGUCUGAGGCCGUUCAGUUCAGGACCCCCAAAGCUUCAGGGUCUGCAGGGAAAGGAAGCCGCCCCGUGGACAUAGGACCAGAUUACAAACCGCCGCUGGGUGGCAGUAACAGUCCCCAUGGAAGCCCAACCUCUCCCUUGGACAGCAACAUGCUCCUUGUAAUCAUUGUGUCCGUUGGAGUGAUCACCAUUGUGAUUGUGGUGAUAGUCGCCGUCUUCUGCACCCGUCGUACAACUUCUCACCAAAAGAAGAAACGAGCUGCCUGCAAAUCAGUGAAUGGGUCCCACAAGUACAAAGGAAACUCCAAAGAUGUCAAACCUCCUGACCUUUGGAUCCAUCAUGAAAGACUGGAGCUGAAACCCAUCGAUAAAUCUCCAGAUCCCAAUCCAAUCAUGACCGAUACCCCAAUCCCUCGCAACUCCCAAGACAUCACCCCAGUUGAUAAUUCCAUGGACAGCAAUAUCCAUCAACGGCGGAAUUCCUACAGAGGGCAUGAGUCAGAGGAUAGCAUGUCCACACUGGCAGGAAGAAGGGGAAUGAGACCCAAGAUGAUGAUGCCUUUUGAUUCUCAACCACCUCAACCUGUGAUUAGUGCUCAUCCCAUCCAUUCACUCGAUAACCCUCACCAUCAUUUCCACUCCGGCAGCCUCGCUUCUCCAACUCGCAGCUAUCUCCAUCACCAGGUCAGCCCGUGGCCGAUUGGCACAUCCAUGUCCCAUUCAGACAGGGCCAAUUCCACAGAAUCUGUUCGGAACACACCCAGCACAGACACCAUGCCGGCUUCCUCAUCCCAGACCUGUGCUGACCACCAGGACCUGGAAAGCACCACAGGAUCCUACCUGGCUAACACACAAGAGGAGGACUCGGCUCAGAACCUGCCCACAGCCCAUGUCCGUCCUUCCCAUCCGCUGAAGAGCUUUGCAGUGCCAGCCAUCCCACCUGCUGGUUCCACGUAUGACCCUGCGCUGCCCAGCACACCCCUGCUAACACAGCAAGCUCCUGCCCAUCCAGUUCACUCAGUGAAGACUGCAUCAAUUGGGACUUUAGGAAGAACUCGACCUCCUAUGCCCGUGGUAGUUCCCAGUGCCCCUGAUGUGCAGGAGACCACCAGGAUGCUUGAGGACUCAGAAAGCGUAGAACUAUGAACCGGAUGAGCUGACCAAAGAGAUGGCCCACCUGGAAGGACUUAUGAAGGACCUUAAUGCCAUCACUACAGCAUGACCGCCCUCGCCGGGACAUGACUCCAGACAGUGUCACAAGUCUUGGGACUCAGCCUUGGAACACAAGGAAUUGUACAGAGGAAAAAAAGAGAAAAAAAAAGGAAAAAAAAAAAGGAAAACCAGAAUGAGGGACAGCACAUGGAAACGGGAAUCAACCAGCAUUUGUGCUACAGCUGGUCAAAAAGCGAUGACCCUUCUUGUCAUCAUCCUGCAAUGAAGUCUUUGCCAAGUUGAAUUCCAGUGACCUGCUGAGACCGUGCAGGGUGGGAUGCAGCAGGCUCAGCUCCAGCAUCCAGACUAAAGGAAAGAAAGUGGACUUGAGGGUUGUUUUAUUUCUGGUCAGGUUUUGUCUCAGUGGUGUGAUUGCCCUGCCUUUUCAGUGUUGGACAUUGGCAUUUAUGUACAAUUUUAUUUGUGUUUUUAUUUUAACUUUUUUUAUAAAAAGAAAAAAAAAUACUGUCAUAAAAAAAGGAAGAAGAAGAAACAGAAGAAACUGUUGUUUUCCACAGCCUAGACUGAAGUUUGACUGCUUGUUCUAUUGUGUAUGGAAAUUCAUUGCCAGUGUGGGUUGUUCUGUUUUGUUUUUUACCCUGCGUAUUCUGACGUCCCCUUCUGGCAGUUAAUCCAUGGCCUUUUGGGAUGCUGCACUGCUCUUUGUAAGCUUUUUUAUUAUUUUUAUAUUAUAAUUAUUAAAAGCCUGACUUCCUCCUCUCAUCACUGUGAGAUUCCUGCUCUGUUUGAAUUGAAAUGUAAUUUAAAAGGCUUGUUUGUCGCUUUUUGUGCCGUUUCAAUAUUUUGAGUGGGGGAAAAGUAGCUGGGGAAGGGGAGGGGAUCCAGUGGGAGGUUUCAUUAUUGUUGGUUUCCUGUCUUUCUCCAUGGACCCGAGAGACUGAAGAAAAUGAAAGCAUCUUCUGUAAUGUCCUUACUUGGACCUUCAGGAUACUGUGUCCCUGGUUACUGACUUGCAGUGAGUCUCAUUGAAAAACAUUAAAAAUCCUAAUUCCUCCUGUAAAAUAAGGUAAAUCCUUGUAUUCAGAUGACACUACAGCCUGCUUUGGCUCUGUUUUGUUGGUGGUAGUGGACAGUUCACCUUAUGAAGCUCUGAAGUGUAGAUGGAGCUCACUGAGCAGGGAGGCAGCAGCUCCUCCCUGGCAGUGCUUAGGUUUGACUAUGGGGACCUGUUCUCAUCAGCAUUAAAUGAUAUUGUACUUCUGAGAACACUACAGAUGUUCCCAGUGCACUCAGUUGAAGUUCUGGCCCAGGCCAUUUGAACAAAGAGUCCUUCUCAAGGAUUCCUCAGAGACAGAAGCAAGGCAAAAAUGUAUUAUUUUUACACUUUUGAAACCAGUUGAGAUGAAAACCAGUGUUAGUGGCUGGGGUGCUGGGCACAGAGCUCCUUUCCAGAAAGGGAAGAUACAAGGGAACUCCUGUGUGAGGGGAGGAAAAAGGGACUUUCUUCCUGGCUUGAAAAGAGGGACUGUAUUUUAGUCAUUUUAACAAGGCCAGGUUGAACACAUGGGCUUGGAGCAAGCUGCUGUAGUGGAAGGUGUCCCUGCCCGUGCAGGACUUGGAGCUGGAUGAGCUUUGAGGUCCCUUCCAACCCAAGAAGCUGUCUCUGGGCAGUUUGUAACAGGUUGUCCAGAGAAGCUGUGGCUGCCCCAUGUCUGCAGACACUCAAGGCCAGGCUGCAUGUGGUUCUGAGCAACCUGCUCUAAUGGAAGCUGUCCCUGCUUAUUGCAGGGGUUGGAACUGGAUGGGCUUUGAAAGGUCCCUUCCAAUCCAAACUAUUCUAUUCUAUGAUGAUUUUAGGUAGAAAAAGACAAUGCACUCAGCUAAUUGAGGAACUUGUGUGCCAUUUCACUUUUAAGCUGAAAGGAAGCUCAGAACUUACUGAUUCCUCCUGAGCAGUCAGAUGUGGGAGCUGGGACACACAGGUAAAAGGCAUUGCAGGUGAGAGGUGCUGCUGCUGUAGUCCACAGCAUCUCUGCUGGAUGUCUCGACCUGUUAGAGCAGGAAGAGGAAAUGCUGUCUUUGCUUCAUUUAUGUCCUUUCAUCCACCUGACGAAAGCUCUGGGCCUGUUUUCAUAGUCGCUGUCAGCAGGAGGGAGAGCCAGGGAAUCCUCCCAGAGAGCAGCAGGGCUUGUGUUGUUCUUUUACAUCCUUUCUGUUCCUGCACUCCUUGUGGCAUCACUUCUAGGACAUUUGCUGGAUUUCUUUAUUGAGGGGGGAGGAAAGGAAAUUAAUCAGAGCACCAUGGGCCACCCAGAAAAUGAUGUUUGGAACUGAAUUGGAAUCAAUACAAUCCAGGGCAAAAUAAGCUAUAGAAUAUGUAUUUAAAUACUAAAAUCCAUACCUUGUCCUGAAAGGAAGGGGGGGGGGGGAGGGGGAAUGAUUUCCUUUGCCUAUUUUUUACCUAUACCCAAAGAAAUGCCAUCCUACAUACACAGUGUUCUUAGCUGGUGGGUCUUUGUGAAUAUUCCUUCUGUAUAACACCAUGAAUGUUAAUACUGUCAUUGAAUUUGGGGAGGGGGAAUAUUUUUAAUGCUAAACAACUGUUCAAAGUUGGUUUUUUAAGGUUAAAAAAAGGAAAAAAAAACCCAUUCAGUUCAAUGUACAAUCUGUAUUGCACUUUUUCACAUUUUAAUGCUAUGUUUUCUUACAUAUCCUGUGAUUUUCAAUUCAGGACAUUGUGUAUCCUUGUAGUGUCAUAGUCAAGCUGGUAAGUGACAGCUUCCCUCAGCCAUGUGGGGGGAAUCAAACCAAACCUGUAUCUUGUUUUCUGAUUCUCAUGUAGACUGUUUUGAGGACUGCUGUAGAUGUCUGCCUUUCUGUACCAUUUCUUUGCUUUCCUGUAGUAUUUGCUGUAUACUCGAUGGCUUUUUUUUUUUAAUACCUUCAUGUUUAUGAUUUUGUAUUGGUCAUCCAAUACACUUUUUUUAAUCCAAUCCCA